AUGACUGUUGCCGCGAUGGACGGCGAGCCGCCCGCAGGCACUGUGGGAGCCGGUACAGCAGCCUUUAUGGAAAAAAUGUCCUACUGUAGCAAAGAGAGAGUUUGUUCAGAUUUGGCAAAGCCUCCUCCAGUAAAUGAACCGAGGGAACCGGAACAGUUUCUAAUGCAGGCACCCCAGGGAAAUCCACUGCUGCUUUCCCACACCCUACAAGAGCUAUUGAGCAAGGAUAGUGUGCAGGUGGAGCUUAUACCUGAGAAGAAGGGCCUUUUUCUGAAACAUGUGGAAUACGAGGUUUCCAGCAAGAGAUUUAGGUGCUCAGUCUACAGGCGCUACAACGAUUUUGUGGUGUUCCAUGAGAUGCUGCUUCAGAAGUUCCCAUAUCGAAUGGUGCCAGCACUUCCACCAAAGAGGAUGCUGGGAGCUGAUCGAGAAUUCAUAGAAUCCAGGAGGAGAGCACUGAAGCGUUUUAUAAACCUGGUGGCUCGACAUCCUCCUUUCUCAGAAGAUGUACUCUUGAAACUCUUUCUGUCCUUCAGUGGUUCAGAUGUACAGAAUAAGCUAAGGGAGUUGGUCCAGGGAGUAGGAGAUGAAUUUAUGACCUGCAGAUUUGCUACCCAGGCCAAGGACUACCUUCCAGCUGACAUACAGGCCCAGUUUGCUGCCAGCAGGGAGCUCAUCAGGAAUAUUUAUAAUAGCUUUUAUAAGCUCCGGGACCGUGCAGAGAGGAUAGCUUCUCGAGCCAUUGAUAAUGCCUCAGAUCUUCUCAUAUUUGGAAAGGAGCUAAGUGCUCUGGGCUCCGACACUACACCGCUUCCUUCCUGGGCUGCUUUGAAUAACAGCACAUGGGGGACUCUGAAACAAGCCUUGAAGGGUCUGUCUGUUGAAUUUGCACUUCUGGCAGAUAAGGCUGUGCAGCAGGGUAAACAGGAAGAGAAUGAUGUGGUGGAGAAGUUGAACCUUUUCCUGGAUUUACUCCAGUCCUAUAAAGACCUGUGUGAAAGACAUGAGAAGGGAGUAUUGCACAAGCACCAGCGAGCAUUGCACAAGUAUAGCAUGAUGAAGAAGCAGAUGAUGAGUGCCACUGUGCAGAACAAAGAACCAGAAUCGGUGGAGCAACUGGAGUCUCGGAUAGUGGAGCAAGAAAAUGCUAUCCUGACCAUGGAGCUGCGGAAUUACUUCUCUCUCUAUUGCCUGCAUCAGGAGACGCAGCUCAUCCACAUCUAUCUGCCUCUCACCUCUCACAUUUUGGGGGCCUUUGUCAACUCCCAGAUCCAGGGUCACAAAGAGAUGAGUAAAGUUUGGAAUGAACUGAAGCCGAAGUUGAGCUGCCUCUUUGUGGGAUCUACUAAUAUGCCAACUCCACCAUUGUCACCUCCAGAGGGAAACUUCUUCUCCAAUUAA
This is a messenger RNA of Indicator indicator, 1401 nucleotides long. RefSeq names its product sorting nexin 8 (gene SNX8). The transcript is spliced from 12 exons. The record is from RefSeq and is a predicted model, not a curated record. Bases 1 to 1401 code for a protein of 466 amino acids. Gene Ontology annotation, molecular function: phosphatidylinositol binding. NCBI's taxonomy places the organism in Eukaryota, Metazoa, Chordata, Aves, Piciformes, Indicatoridae. Gene Ontology annotation, biological process: retrograde transport, endosome to Golgi.